GCAUCUCCUCCUCCUCCUCCUCCUCCUCCUCCUCCUCCUCCUCCUCCUCUUCCUCUUCCUCACAGUCCACCACCGAGCAGCCGGUCCUCGGGUCGACCACCCGGCGGUGUGAAACGGUGCAUCAUGUCCUCUGAGCCGGACCCGGUGUCGGUUUCACUACUUCUUUGGGGAUUUACGCGGACGAGCGGACGCAGACUCCGGAUGGAUGCGAAGCGCAGAGAGCUGUAAGUUUGGAGGGAAACUGGAAAACUGGGAAAAAACUUCUUCGUAUCCGGAGCAGAUUUUCGUAUUUUGAUGAACAUGCUGUGGUGGAGGUGGAGGGGAUCACCUCGGGAAUCAUCUUCAUCAUCAUCUUCAUCAUCUGCUGCUGCUGGACGCCGCUGCGCACAAAAUCUCACUGCUGCUUAAAAGAUCUCCUCCAAACUGUGGAUUUGUCACUUCAGGCUUCAGUGCGUGUUUUUUUCUAUAUCCCGGAGAUGUCCCCUGUCUCUGGUCUCCGUCCUCCUCUGGGUCGGACCUGGAUGGAUGUGGUGCAGUGAGGACGUUAACGCACCAGCAUCAGGACCAGGAUCAGGAUCAUCUCAGUUUGGACUUUUUGGUCUCCCUCAUGCAGCUCCUCCGGCUGGCCUGGGCUCUGACUGCAGCUGCGGUCUGCUUCCUGCUCCUCCUGAUCCUCCACAACCACAUCCUGAGAGAAGGUCAGCUGGCGGCGGGGACCUGUGAGAUCGUCACUCUGGACCGAGACAGCAGCCAGCCGAGGAGGACCAUCGCCCGACAGACGGCCCGCUGCGCCUGCAGGAAGGGACAGAUCGCCGGGACGACACGAGCCAGACCGGCCUGCGUAGACGUUCGUAUCGUGUGGACUCGACAGUGGUGCGAGAUGUCUCCGUGUUUGGACGAUGAAGGUUGUGAUCUCCUGAUCAAUCAGUCGGGCUGGACCUGCACGCAACCGGGAGGCCGAGUCAAGACCACCACGGUCUCCUGACAGCGGCGGCGAGGACAGACGCUCCCCAGAGAGAGACUGGUUCCCAUCGUCCAUCGCCCAUCACCGCCAAGCGGACCAUCAGCCGCUGCCGCCAAUGCUACUGACGAACCAAUCAUCAGCUUCUAUCAGAGCCGAGGGGCGGGGCAUCGCCACUUCCUCAUGCUUGGGCGACCUGUGGAAACUGCAGCCUGACGUUCUUCUUCUUUCUGGGAAGACAAUGUUUAUUUUCCAGGAGAUUUGGAAAAAUAAGCGGAUUAUUACGACGGGCUGCUGGAUUUCUUUUUGUUUGGAACAAAACUCUGUUUCGUUUUACAGACCAAAGAUGAACAGAGCCGACAAUGAGACGUUUUUAGACACCAUGCACCACCACAUCUAUGUAAAGAAACAAACACAUUGUGAUAUUAUACAGUAAGUGACUUAACUGAGCAAAGUAAAAUUGUAUAUGAGUUCAUGAUAAAAACGUGUAUCUGUAUGAAGAGAGCUGUCGAUGUUUCUGUUGGGACGACUGGGAUAUUCAUGUGCUGAACAUCAGUCGGGUGGAGAAGGUGAAAAAUCACAUUCGCCAUUUUUAUGAUGAGAACAUAAAACUUUGUGCACUUUUAGCAGAAACCUGGAGACAUAUUUACUUAGACUAAGUUACGCCACACUUCCGGUGUUAACUACGAUCUUGACUGAAGCGGAAAUUGACGCUGGACAUACGUAAGGCCUAUUGAAAGGGGCUGAGACACAGGCGGACACGGGGUAUGGGGUAUGACACAUGCGCCGUGUAACUGGAGCUACGGACAUGCAUUGCGAUUGGCUCAAUUUCGGCGAGUACAUACCAGGUUUUACUGUGCAUGUGUUAUACCCCAAAGAUAUGAGAUGAUGAGAUGAUGAUUUUAGAUUGUAGUUACUUGAAAGCCCGGUGCAUCUCGUAUAGACGCUAAAGGGUGCCUUGUGUGUCGAUAUCAGACAAAGCGUUGGUGUUUGAUGCUCUGGGAAUGAGAUGUAUUCUCCAAGGUGUUUGAUAUCAGUAUGCAAAGUUUCCCCUUUUCAUUAUAAAAACUGCGGAGCUAUAAAUGAUUUCUGGCUCUCCUCCACCAGACUACAUUAUGCAUUCAAUCAGAUUUUACAUUCUCCAACAUGCAGCACGGUAGGUUUUAAUGAAACAACAAGCAAACCAUUUCACACUAGAGGCCAAGCUGUCAUGUCUGUUUGGGAGGGGAGAGAGAGAAGCAUUAAAUGUAUUUUCAAAAGCCUAAAGUUCUAUAUUUAACAAUUGUAUAUGUCGUAUCUUUGUAGAAAACCUUUAUUUAACACAUCGCUGCUGUUCAAAGCUCACUUUCGGUUUCCGACAGUCAAACUGUUUCACAGCAGGGACGGAGGGAGAGAUUUUUAUUCCACUUUCUGAUUAGUCAUUCUUUAUAAAGCAUUUAUAAGUUGUAACUAAUGGUUUUAUUAAUUGUUAAUGAAUAAUGAACUAUUAAUACCUAAACUUUUGGUUUGCUUGACUGGUUAUGUCUGCAGUUAUAAAUAAUAGUAAAGGUGUCUUACAAUAUUCCAUCAAGUCUACAGCUGUAAAUAUUAUUAACAAACAUAAUGUCAGAGAGUUAAAGACCUAUGAAGAUACAUCAAGUGUCAUAAGAGGAAGGAUCAGCAUUAUUAAUUAAUUAACAAUAAAGUCAUUAGUUACAACUUACAAAUAUUUUUUUAUGAGAAAGUGGCGUCGAGUUUUCCUUCAGUUAUUGUAGGUUAUGUACACCAAAUCCCAGAAUGCAGUGUGUCUGUAGGUCAUUGCCUUAUUUCAUCUCCGUCUCCAUCAGCUGGAGGAGAUUAACUCACCCUCUCUGUUUUCUCUGCCAGUAUGAACCAUAUUUUUCAUUAAACAGAAAACACGAGUU
Molecule: messenger RNA, 2865 nt
Organism: Sebastes umbrosus (honeycomb rockfish)
Lineage: Eukaryota; Metazoa; Chordata; Actinopteri; Perciformes; Sebastidae
Product: chemokine-like protein TAFA-5
Exons: 4
Coding region: 608-985 (125 amino acids)
Biological process (GO): G protein-coupled receptor signaling pathway
Molecular function (GO): G protein-coupled receptor binding; receptor ligand activity
Source: RefSeq, a predicted model, not a curated record